This is a messenger RNA of Paramecium octaurelia, 3958 nucleotides long. Lineage: Eukaryota; Ciliophora; Oligohymenophorea; Peniculida; Parameciidae. The record is from the annotation of a GenBank genome assembly.
AUGAUUUUCUAUUAUUUUAUCAUUGUUUCUCAAGGGCUUUCAUGUAUCGAAAAGGAAUACUAAAACAUUCAUUUGUAUCCAACUAUUGGAGAGUAUAUGGAGUAUCCGAUGAGUAAUUUAUUUGAGGGAGAAAAUCUUUUAUAUCAUUAUAAUCCAAUUAUACCAAAUGUAUCAAUAGCAAAUGCUUUCACUGAAAUAACACAAAUAGAAGGAUGUGGUAUAUAUAAAAACUAUAAUAUAAGAGUUUAUAUCAAUAUCAUCUAAUUUAACUCAUUUUGCUGCAAUAACUAACCUAAAUUAACUCAUAUUAUAUGAAUGGUAAAAUCUUAACAUCUAAUAGUAUGGAUAGAUAGUAAAUGUUGAAAAGAAAUAUCAAUGUUAUAAUGUUAUUUUGUUGGCUGAUAUUGACAUCUUGCUUGAUUGUUAUACUGAAGACAAUUUUUAUUUAUUAAAACUAAAGAAUAUUAGUUUUGACAUAGUUUAUUCAUUCAAAGCAAAAAAACCAAAUUCAUCUGAAAUCAAAGGUAUUUUUAAUGAACCAAACGCUUUCCUUAUUUAUGCCUAAUAUUACAAAGAUUUUUCUAUACUUACUUUAUUCUCAUCUCAGUUUAACAAUUUAACAUCUUACUAAAAUUAAUUUAUUCAAUUUGGUAUACCUUAAAGAACAAACCCUUAUAUAUAUUUACUAUUCAGAGAAUUCAUUUCAUAGUUUAUCAUUACUUAGAAUUAAACUUUUGAAGAAACAUUACACUAUGCUAUUGGUGAUUUAGCUGAUACGUUUUAUGUUUAUUACAACUACUAAACUUUUUCUUAAUGUGAUUAAUUAUGGAUCUAAUCUUAAGGAAGGUAUUAAUAGUUUAUCGAAGGAUGUUAGAACUAAUUAGUUUAAUAUGAUUAUGGAUACAUUUAUCCUUAGCAAUAAGUGAUUUAGCAAUUUUUUAAUAAUGAAUUCCUUUUGAUUUAAUAAUAAAACAGUCUAACAUUGUAUUAAACAGGGGAUUUUGACGAAUCAAUUGGUUUUACUGAGAUCAACAGUAAUUCUUAAAUAUUUUUUAAUCCUUACGAUUGCUAUCUAUUUAUAUUUAACAAAUAAAUAACUGUUUAUUAAUUAGCGAUACCCAAUUUAUCAAUUAAUUUAACAGAAUAAUAAGCUUCAGAAAAUAAUUACAAUAUUACAAUUUAUUCUCAACCUCAAAACCUAACAUUCAAAGGUUAUUGUAGAAUUUUUAUGUCUAUAACAAUUUUAAAUUAGAAUGAUACAUCAGUUUAUGUAAUAUACAAAUAAAGUUUUUCUCAGUAUAAGAUUAUUACAAAUGAGUUUUCUUAUUAAUAAGGUUUUACAGCCUAUUCAGGUAAAUUACUAUAAUAUGUCCCAAUCUUAAAUAAUCAAUAAUUUGGAUCAUUUAUAGAAUCAACAUUUAAAGAGUAUUUCAAAUUGGAAGAACAAUAUUACUUAGCCUAAUUUUUAAAAUUGGCAAAUUAUACAGUAUAUCAAAGUUCUAAUAAAAUAAGCUACUUUAUUGGAGUUACAAACAAAUCAAUACAAAUCUUUAAACUGCUAGAUUAAAAAGAAUUUAAUUAUCUCAUGCAUUUUAUUAAUAUUAGCAUUCAAGCUCAGUCAUUAUAAGUUGCUUAUGAUAUAUAUGGGACAUUAAUUAUAGGAUUAAGUAACAGUGAUAAGAUCUACCUCUACUAAAUACCGGUUUCUUUCAAUGGUUCCAAUUUUACUUCACAUUAUAAAUUUAAAUAAGAGUUUUCUGAAUUUUUAGUGACAUAUAAUAAUUUAAUAACUUUGUUUAAAAACGGAGAAAUUUAAAUAAUGACUUUGAAUUUUACUAACCUUGUAAUUGUUAACUAAAAUUUGAUUCAAUAAUUAUUUAAAUUAAAUGAUUUGCACUUCAAUCCUAUUUAAAUAGCUGUAAAUGUUUAAUCGUUAUCCUCUUGCUUAUUUAUCAAUAACAUUAAUAAUGUCAUAAUUAUCUUAAUUGGUUAAAAUAAUCAACCGGCACCAAUUUCAAUUAUCAAUGUUUAAUUCAAAAUUUAAUCAAUAAAUAUUGUCAAUCAACAAUUAGUGUUGUCUUAUUAUUGUAAUAAAGGGAGCUACCUGUGUUUCUAAGUUUGGAGUAUUCAAAAUUUUAAACAACCAUUUUUUAUAAGAAAUAUGGCGAGUUUGCAUAACAAUAAUUAAAUGUAAAUGCAAUCAGAUAGCUUGUUUUUUUAUGUUUAAUUUUCAAAUUACACUGUGUUUGUUUACAAUCCAUAAUAACCUGAGCAUAUGAAUUUAUAUUAAUAACUAAAUUUAUCAUCGAAGUUGAUAUGCACACUUGAAAUAGAAUAUUCAAAUUAAAUUGGAGUUUCAAUGUUUUAUGAAAAUAAGUUCAAUAUCUUAUCAGCUACCGUUUUUUUUUAGUUUUCUGUUAAUUAAUCUCUAAACUUUGAACGCACUUACCCAUCGAUCAUUUAUAAUUAUAGUGUUACUUCUCUAUUAAAUUUAAGUGCUAUUUAAUAUACACCCAAUUAAAGCUUGACUUACUUCUCAAAUUUCACUUAUUUCUAACCAUAUGCUUCUAAAAACAUUAAUUUGUCAUUAGAUGAUUUAAACUUAGUGGAUCGAACUUUCACAAUACCUAUGAGUAUAAUAAUUGAUAGGUAGGUAAGCAUUUGCGAUUUUCCUAAUAGUUCAAAUAAAAGUUCUAGUGAUUAAUAUUUUUCGAAUCAGAUUUGCAGUUUGACGAAUUUUGGUUACUAUAAUAUUCUUGUGAAUAAAAACUUUUCGUUAGUAACUGCCAUAAAUAACAAAUUUUUUGUUUUGCAGGAUUACAAAUAAAUCUAAACAAUUAAUUCUAAAAAUGAACAGCUCUCAUAUUACGAUUAUUCUUAUUUGAAUUUUACUGGAUGCUUAAAAUCAACAUCUUUUAAUUUAACCUUAUCAUCUAUCUGUCAAAAUGAAACUGCAUAAUAUUGGCUUAGCAUUUCUUUUGACUAUGUUGGAAACGUUGUAACUUAAAACAUAUCUUUAAUUUCUAUGAGAUUCACUAAAAUAAUUAAGAUUAGCAAUAUAGGCAACCUUAAUUUUAUCUUAGGCUCUUCUAAUAACUUCUAUUCAUAUGUCUAUUUAUUUACCUCAUAAAAUGGUAGCAUGAAUAAAAUGAGUAAAGUUUGCUAAGAUUUUUCAGUCGCUCUCUAUAACUCUAAUUUAGAUAGAUAUUAUUUGUGCUUGAUAGAGACUAUUGUAGCUUCGUGUUAACAGUUUUCUUUAGUAAAUAACUCAAUUAAAAUUUUUAAGUUUGAUUACUUAUAAGUGUAAUCUUUCUGUAUUUAAAUUUUGAUAUUGCAAAUAAUAGAUGAUUAAAUACUCUUGUUUCUCACCGGUAGAGAAGGUAUUGGGCAAUUUAAUUUGGUAAACGGUAACAAUAAUAACUUUGCUUUAGAAAUUGGUAUAUUUAUCCCUAAUUAUGGCGAUUUGUUGCCAAUUCCCACUGCUCUGUUCUCAAAUGGUUUUUUACUUCAAUAAUUUCAAUAUGAAGAUACAUAUAUUAUAGGAGUCUAUUAAAUAAAGAAAUUCAUAUAUGACAGCUUGAAUGAACCUAUUUUGAUGCUAGGAUCAUUAAAUUCUACAUCCUUGGAAUAUGCUUUAAUCACUAAUGAAGAAGAUAAUAAUGCUACAUGUGUUACAUUUAACAAUGGGUAAGUUAUAUCCUAUCCUAUUAAUACUAAAACUUUAAAAUGCCAUUUUAAGAAACAUAGUAAUACUGUUCAAAUUAAUACUUAAUGCACGAAUGCAUUUUCAAAUGGAAUUUAUGAAUUAACAUUUUACCUUCCAGAUUUAAAUAUUCAUAAAAGUGCGUGGAUUUACACAUUAAUAGCCAUAAUUACAGUUUAAUUAAUAGGUUUUUAUAUUUUAGUCAAAUAUAGAAUGAAAAAUCUUGGGUAUAUAAAUACAGAAAUAGAAAUUUGA